Molecule: messenger RNA, 1285 nt
Organism: Hydractinia symbiolongicarpus
Lineage: Eukaryota; Metazoa; Cnidaria; Hydrozoa; Anthoathecata; Hydractiniidae
Exons: 2
Coding region: 235-1224 (329 amino acids)
Biological process (GO): double-strand break repair via homologous recombination; telomere maintenance
Cellular component (GO): cytoplasm; nucleoplasm; nucleus
Molecular function (GO): four-way junction helicase activity; 3'-5' DNA helicase activity
Source: RefSeq, a predicted model, not a curated record
GGGGAAGAUCAAGAUAUUGUUUUCUCAUCCAGAGUCGAUUUUGAGUGCAGAAGGCAUGAGAUUGCUAAAAGUCCUAUAUUCCGCCAAAAUGUAGCUGCCUGUGUAAUCGAUGAAGCACACUGUGUUGAGUUAUGGGGCGAAGAUUUCCGUAAAAGCUUUGGCGAUUUAGCUACACUUAAAGCAUUGUUCCCAACAGCAGUUACGUUAGCCCUAACAGCAACAGCACCACUAGCAAUGGUUGAAAAAAUUACUGACAGUUUAUCUAUUUCCUCGUGCAAAAUUGUCCGGAGCAGUCCAAAUCGUCCAAAUAUAAAACUAACUGUACGAAAAAGAAUGCCAAAUAACUAUAGCAAAGCCAGUUAUGAUGAAAUUCUUUUGCCAAUGACCAAAGGACUCAACAGACUUAGAGAAAAAUUUCCAAUGACUAUUAUAUAUAUGAAGUUAAAGUACUGUGGAUAUGCAUUUAAGUUGUUCAAUUCGAAAAUUAAAGAUCCGUUUGUUGGUGAAAAUUGUGUUCCGGCCAACAGAUUAUUUGCACAAUUUCAUGCACCCACUACGAAACUAAUGAAAUAUGACAUAAUUGAAGAAAUUAGGAAAGAAAAUUCAAACAUUCGAGUAAUUUUUGCCACAGCUGCACUUGGUAUGGGUGUAAAUAUACCACAUGUUACAAAAGUCAUACAUAUCACACCACCAGCUACAUUAGAAUCGUAUUUACAAGAGUUUGGUAGAGCUGGUAGAAAUGGAAAUUCCUCUUCUGCAAUAAUAUAUUACAAUAACUCUGAUAUAAGUGAAAAUAAUAAAAUUAUGUCAACUGCAAUGAAAGAAUAUUGCACAACAACAAAUUGUUUGAGAAAAACUAUUCUCACAUAUUUUGGAUUUUCUUGUCAAGCACAAGUUUCAUGUUGUUCUAAUUGUAAUGGAGAUGAGAAUCAUUGUGAAGACAAAGAAUUAAACCACAUUGAAAAAAAAACUUUCAGACCACUGGAUGGUGUUAAUUUCGAAAAGUUACGAAAAGAACUAUUUGAAGUAAAAAUCCAAUCUGAAUUAGCGUUAUUCCAUGUCUUACCGCAACAAGAAUAUAAUUCAAAAUGUAUUGAAGACAUCUUACAACAGUUACAAUAUAUAAAUACCUUGGACGAUAUGUUUGAUAAAUUUGGUAUUUGCGAUGAAACGUAUUCAAAAAAAAUAUAUGACCUUGUUGAAUGUUAUGCUCCUAGGUGUUAAAAAUUUGUGAGGUUAUUUUUUAAAACAAGGAUAUGAAAAAACUAUUUUUAUGCAAUAUAAA